Molecule: messenger RNA, 1613 nt
Organism: Ruditapes philippinarum (Manila clam)
Lineage: Eukaryota; Metazoa; Mollusca; Bivalvia; Venerida; Veneridae
Product: putative nuclease HARBI1
Exons: 5
Coding region: 161-1012 (283 amino acids)
Source: RefSeq, a predicted model, not a curated record
GUCACGACAGCGGCGGUUGCGCUAUUUAGGUAGCCUACCAUUUGAUCGGCGGGUAUUUAGGGAUCGUACGAACCCACUUGAGAAUUUCAGCAGUGAGGAAAUCCGGGAACGUUAUCGUUUCUUUCCUCAAACCAUCUUGAGAAUAGUUGGUUUGGUUGUUAUGAGGAGGGAAACGAAACGUUCCCAUGCACUGCCACCGCUUCUGGCAGUCCUUGUAUCCCUUCAAUUUUUGGCGUCUAAUGCUCAUCACAUUGUGAUUGCCCAAGUUCAUGGAGUAUCAAGAGCGAGCGUGUCUCGGGCCAUUAAAACAUUUUGCCAGGCACUGUGUGGUUUAAUAAACCAGUUCGUGGUGUUCCCACGAGAUGAUAUGAUACCCAAGACUCAAAAACGAUUUUACGCUAUCGCAGGUUUCCCAGAUGUCAUUGGUGCGAUUGACUGCACACAUAUAAAAAUAGCAGGUCCAACAGUAAAUGAGGAGGAAUAUGUAAACCGUAAAGGUUUUCAUUCAAUAAAUGUACAGAUGAUAUGUGAUCCUACAUUCAAAUUCACCAAUAUUGUGGCAAAGUGGCCAGGGUCAGUUCAUGAUGCACGUAUUUGGAGGGAGAGUGAUAUUUGUGCACAAUUUGAGAGAGAGGAAAUACAGGGAACUUUACUAGGUGAUUCAGGGUAUCCAUGCAGAAAGUUUUUAAUGACUCCUUAUCAAGCACCACAGACACAAUCACAGGAACGCUUCAACAAUUCCCUAUGUAAGACAAGAGUGCUGGUAGAGCAAAGUUUUGGUGUUUUGAAAAGAAGAUUCCCUUGUCUGUCUUAUGGCUUAAGAAUGAAACCAUCAGCCUGUUUAAAUGUCAUAGGUGCAUGUGUUAUUUUACACAACAUGGGAUUUGAAUUUAAUGAUAUUUUUCCCAGGACAUGUGAUGACUCUAGGGAAAUUCCAAUUGUAAGUGAUUAUCAAGGACCAAGUACAGGCAGCAGCUACAGAGAUUUUAUAGCAAAUGCAUUUUUUAAUUAAACAUUAAAGCUGCAUGCCUCCAGAUGAGCAAAAAAUAUUUCGAUAAAAAAAUAAAAUCAAACGUGUGAAAAAUGUACUAAGAUUUUAGGAAAGGUAAAAGAUUUAAAAUUCUAGUUAAAAUUUACAUGUUAUGUGCGAUUAAUGACCGAAUUUUUGAUUAUUUAUAACUAUAUUUCUACUAUGAUACUUAGGUAGUAAGGGCUUUUUUUUGCAUAUUUUGACCUGUUUAUGUAAUUAACAUAGGUGAUAAGUGCUGUUGAUAAUGUGUAAAUUGCAUUCUUUUUGUAACUUUACAAUAUUAUACUUAUAAAUACAUUUUCAAAUUUUCAUAAAAAUUAGCAUGAAUCUGGAGGCGUGCUGCUUUAAUUUGUUUCAGAAACUUAAAAAAAUUCAAUGAAUGUGUUCAUAGUUCUCAAAAGAUAUAAAAUAUGUUAAUUAAUUUCUCAGAAAUUUACAAGAGUUAAAUAUGUAUCAUCUUCACUUAUUAUUUUACCAUAAUUGAUAUUAACUGUUUAACACAGUAAGUUAUCUAUAAUACACAUACAUGCUUUUCCGUGUGAAAUGUAAUUAUGAUGUGGAAAAAUACAAAAAUCUAUUUCCA